Molecule: messenger RNA, 2619 nt
Organism: Saccostrea echinata
Lineage: Eukaryota; Metazoa; Mollusca; Bivalvia; Ostreida; Ostreidae
Product: nitric oxide-associated protein 1-like
Exons: 8
Coding region: 9-2039 (676 amino acids)
Source: RefSeq, a predicted model, not a curated record
UAACAAACAUGUUUUGCAGAAAGCUAUUACAAACAAAAUCUUCGCCAUUACCGUUUGUUAUUCGCUUUAACAUAGAGAGGCUAUUCCCUUUGACCUAUUCCAAGAGAUUUUUUCAUACGAAGUAUAGAAAAAAGAAAAGUUAUGUUGUAAACCAUACUGAUAAUGAAGCAACUGUUAAACCGGCUAUUGUUGAUAUGAGUUUUAGCUCUUUUGUCUCGAAUGAAUCAGAAAGCGAACGAGCAUCACAUUUUGAAACUAUUUCAGAGCUUAACAAGAAAAUAAGCGAAUUAACAAAGGAUUUGAAUGUGGUAAGGCAAGAGAUUGAUUCAGAUUCUGAUAAAAUUGGAAGUCAAAAAAUUGCAGCAGGAUUGUCCAAGAAGAACGACUUAACUGGAACACCAGACAAGUCCAUUAAAGUGAGCAGUGUUCACUGUGGGGGUUGUGGUGCCUUACUCCACUGUCAGGAUGUGAUGUUACCAGGUUACAUGCCAAGUGAGGUUUUCAAAGACUUGACAGUGGAAGAAUUAAAAGAAUCCAAAUGUCAAAAAUGUCACAAAAUGCAGCAUCAAGGUAUGUUGUUCAACAUUAGAGCAAGUGAUGAAAAGGUUCAUGAAAUAAUGAGAAAGAUCAGCUCUGAAAGAUGUUUGGUGUUGUUAGUGAUUGAUUUGUUUGAUAUCGAAAACAGCAUUCCGGACAUUUUCUCACAGAUUUUAACUGAAAGGACACCUAUUUAUGUGAUAGGAAACAAAGUCGAUAUAAUUCCUCAGGAUCAGCCUGAUUAUUUAGACUCUGUAGAGGAAACUCUCAUUUCUGCUUGCAAGAGAAGAGGUCUAAAUAGACAUAAUGUGAAAGAGGUUUCCUUGAUAAGUGCAAAAACGGGAUAUGGAGUAGAAAAAUUAAUAUCAUCACUUCUUCUUAAUUGGGGUAUGAGAGGUAAUGUUUACAUGAUUGGCACUGCUAACAGUGGAAAGUCUACUCUGUACAAUAGUUUGCUUCAUUCAGACUACUGUUACUAUAAGGUCAGGGAUGUCAUCCCCAAAGCCACUGUGUCUGUGUGGCCAGGAACAACUAUCAACAUUCUGAAGUUUCCCAUCAUGAAUUCUAAAACAAAUUGGUUGAUGAAAAUGAGACAAAAAAGACUUUUGGAAACUCAAGUAAAAGAGAUUCUUCGACACAAGAAGAUGAAAGAGGAGAUCAAAAAACAAAAGAAAUUAGUAGCAUCAUCAAUUAUAACCACUUUACAUGGAAAAGUAGAAAAAACAGAUUUUACAAACGAUGCAGAAAAAAGGGCUCUGUACUCAGGAUUUAAUCUCAUGGCGUAUGAAUACAAAGAGGACAAAGUACGAACCAAUGAUGGGAAAGAAUUCAUCAUGGAAACUCCAAUGAAGUAUGAUGAGAGGGAUUAUAAAGACUCUAGAUUCUUGUGCGAUACUCCUGGCCUUUUGUGUGACAAUCAGAUCCACACAGAGCUGACACCUGAGGAACUGAAGCUCAUCAUCCCUACUCGUAAGAUUGUUCCCCAUUGUUAUUUACUGAAGCCAGACCAUACUGUGUUCAUCACUGGACUAGGAAGGAUUGACUAUGUAGAGGGGAACCAGGAUGUGAUGUUGGUGAUUUUUAUCAAUUCUAAGCUUCCUGUGUAUGUGAUGCCUAGUCAUGAAGCAGAAGAGUUCUACCACAACAACAUUGGGACAGAUGUACUGGGAGUUCCUCUUGGUGAUGAAUUAAGGCUAGCAAAGCUUCCACCACUGAAGAGUGAAGAUAUUCGGAUCCACCUCCAGGACCACCCUCAGAAAUUGGCUGCCCUUGACAUACAACUCUCCUCCUUAGGUUGGGUGUCAGUGAUUGGAAUGUCACGGGGAUUUGAGAUAGACAUUGAUGUCACUCUGAGAGUGUACACCCCAGGUGCUCUUGGGAUUUACCAAAGACCCCCAAUGUUGGAGGAAGCCCAUGCUUUCCAUAGAAAAAGGAUGGGAAAUUCAUUCAAAUACAGACGGAACAAAUCUAAACUCCUGCUUUCAAAGGGAGAACGCUUAUGAUGAGAUGAGAGUUAGAAUAAAAAAAAUUAUAAAAAUGGCCAUUAUUUCAUAUUUUGUUUAAAUGAGGCAACCUUAUUAGGGCCCCGCAAGGAUUUGCGGGUGGCCUAUAGUAAUCACUCUGUCUGUCUGUCCGUCUUUCUGUCUAUCCGUCUGUCAUUCUUCCGUCCACAAAUUUUCUGUUUUUUUCUAAUAACUUUUUUUGUAGUGGACCAAUUAAGUUCAAAUUUGGUAUGUUGGUUGAAGAGGCAGUAAGACAUAUUUUGAUGCUAAGUUUGGUUCUCUGUGUCAUCCAGUUUGGAGCUGGGGUGGUGGGGUAGAUUCCUUAACUUUACAUUAGAAUGAAUGCCAGAGCAAAGAGAGAUAACUACUGAGAAUGUUCCUAUUGUAAACUAUGUAAGCUGCAACUAGUCCCAUGGGAUUAAUUAACUUUCCUCUUGAAGAAAAUCCAAAGCAUUAUCUGUUUCUGUCAAAUUGAGAUUAAUUAACACCUCUGUCUGCAAAUGAAGUUUGUUUUGAAGUUAAAGUCAAUUCUGAAUGAUGUUUACAUUCUCUGAAAUAUGGAUUUAAAUAAUAUUCAUAC